GGGAAGAAGGCGGACAUAUUGGAGGGGCAAAUGUGUUGCUUGAAAAGUGGCCGAAGUUGAAGACGAGCGGAUUAUUGGAAGAAAAGUGUCGCGGCGUUUGGGAUCUUACAAAGCGAGAUUCAUGUUUAUGUUAAGCCAAGGUUUUUACGUCAUCACUCAUUUCGGAACAUAUCGAUCGAAAUCAUAACUUGUUUUUUUGUGUUUUUUUUUUAAAUUGAUCGAUUUAUUUCGGUUUGUGCGGUUGAGUUAUGAAGGCGCGCUGCGCCGUGUGCGGGGAGCCCGGCGUGGCUCGGCGCCCGCCCGGCUGACAUUGCGGGGCUCCCGCUGUAACCUUGGUGUGGGGGAUGGGGCCGUGUGGCCGGGUAACCAUCUUGUGUGGUGGCUGCUGCUGCUGCGUGUGUGUCGGCCCUCGUUUCAAAGGUUGCCAAGUCACGUUAAUUCCAACGUCUCGGUGACUUUGUGUGCAUAAGAUGCGGGUUUUCUUCGAAUCUCCGUCAGAACAUUAAUGUCAAUAGGUGGGGCGUGGUGUGUUCGACAAGGCCCGUUUAUAGGCGGUGUAAUGAUGUGGAUCAGCGUCGGCCCGGUCGGUGGACUUUCCCGAAGCGUUGCAUGUCGUUUGAAACGUGGCUGCGAGUUGGCCAAUAACGGGGCUCGCUGGAGCAGACAGGCAAACUGCUGUGUCAUUCAGGGGAGGGCAAGAUGGCGUGACCUGGGUUUGCCUGCUCUGUCGGGUGUUGCUGUUCUGCAAAAUCGGUCGAGUUUAGAGGCGCGACUUCGGCUCCUAUAGUGGAGUCACGCUGACCUGCGUUCGAGUGUCGCACUACUCGGGAGUCGUGCUUCCCAGUUGCCAAGGCCCCGGGUCGGGACUCCCCGUGUGUGGGCUCGGCUUUAGAGUCACGUCCUGCAACUUGAAAGACGCUUUUCUUUAGCCGGCGUGUCUCAUUGGUGUUAAUGCGCAUCAGCCGCUGGAUUUGGCCACUUUAUCUGCUUCGCAAAAGGGAUUUAUUCGAGCUGAGCGUUAUUGGGGGUUGCGCUUCAAAAUGGCGACUAGGCGCAGCCGGGCGAUGCGGAUGUUCGUUUGUCAGACUUGAGGGCGUGGGGACGGAGGAAUACGCGUGACCUCGUGAAGCGGCCAAUGACAUUCUCUGCCUCUGCUCGGGAAGCCCGCGCUGGGGUGGCGUUGGCCAAUCGCGAUCGCUGUUUUGCCCACGUUGACGUAACGUAAUCCGAUAAGGACGAGGCCGUCCCGGGACCGGACGCGUUUCGUCCGUCGCUACGAGGCUUAGCCAAUCACGAGCGGCACAUUUUCGAGGCCGGGUGCGUCGGGCGAAUGGCGUUGCACCGUUUCUUUGACGGACAGGGAGGGUUCGCGAAUUGGUCGGCCCGAAUGGCGGUCGGCGGAGUUUCGGCGUUCGGGGGCGCGGCUAUCGCGACGGACGUUGUAAGCAGCGAAUAGGAAGUCGGGGGCGUGGACCUUCUUGGGUGUCGUAGCCAAUAGGGCGAGCGGUGGGGUUAUAAAGACGCGGGUGUAGUCGCAACGUCGCCAUUUCGCUGAAGCGGUGUCUGGAAGUCUUGUCGGAGGGGACGGGAGAGAACGGACGAACAGAGUCGGAUCCCGAUUUGAGUAACUUAAAAAAGAAUCCGGAUCCAUCCUGAUGGAUAUGGCUCUAAACCCUCCCCUUGACAGGUAUCUACUGGUAAAAUUGACUCAUUUUACCAUCGGAGGGAAUAUUGUUAAGCUGUUUCUUCUUUUUUUCUUAUAAAUGGAUAUCUAAAAUAGCCUCUUGUUUUUUUGUAAAUUCCUCGGAGUGGAGUUAGAGAAACGGACGUUACGGAUGCAGCACGAACGUGUCUAUUUCGCCUGUACUGGACGUAGAACGACAUUAAUCCCGAAAUGCCGUAACGACAAACGUUAGUUUCUCCCUGGUCGGGGUGGAGGUUGGCAUGACGGGAGUCUCCACCAUGGACCAGGGCUCAGGCGCAGCGGGCAAAAGGAUCCGCAAGCCUUCGCUGCUCUACGAGGGCUUUGAGAGCCCGGGGUUGCCCCCCCUGGGCCAGAUGACCCCUAUUGGACCUCCACAGCCACCUGUGAGAGACCCGAGCCGACAGGGAAGGAUGACCAACCAGCUCCAGUUCCUACAAAAGGCCCUACUAAAGUCCCUGUGGAGGCACCAUUUCGCCUGGCCCUUCCAUGAACCUGUAGAUGCCGCCAAGCUCAACCUACCUGACUAUCACAAGAUCAUCAAGCACCCCAUGGACAUGGGAACCAUUAAGAAGAGACUAGAGAACAAUUACUACCGCAGUGCCAGUGAAUGCAUGCAGGACUUCAACACCAUGUUCACCAACUGCUACAUUUACAACAAGCCAACAGAUGACAUAGUGCUGAUGGCCCAGUCUCUGGAGAAGGCCUUCUUGCAGAAGGUGGCUCAGAUGCCUCAGGAAGAGAUUGAAUUGCCCCCUCCCCCACCUCGGGGCAAACCGGGCAAACCAGGCAGGAAAAGCCGGGCAGGUGCAGUCUCUGGAGGAAUUACUACAGCCCACCAGGUCCCAGCCGUCUCACAGUCUGUGUACUCACCUCCCACCCCGGAAACACCCGAUUCACUCCUCUCCACACCCCCACAGACACUCCUCUCCAAGAGCCUCCUGCCAAACCUGCCCAUGCCACAGAGCAGCCCAGCUGUGAUGGGUCUGCCACCCACACAGCCUACUGCCAAGAAAAAGGGCGUGAAGCGUAAGGCUGACACCACUACUCCAACCACCGUUGCCAUGCCCAUUAUGGGCACCAUGGGCGUCGGUGGCAUCGGCUUGGGGAUGGGUGGUGGGCACGAUUCCCCGCUUACCCUCACCUCCCUGGGGGUGGACCACAACUCCAGCCUGGGCAUGAACCAGGGCCUAGGGCUUAGCCAGGGAUUGGGAUUGGGAAUGGGAAUGGGAAUGGGUCGUGGUGGGGGGAUGAUGGGAACCAAAGCGCCCACAGGAGGCAGGAGGGGUGUGAGCGGCCGCCCCAUUAAGCCUCCGAAGAAGGACUUGCCAGACUCAAUGUUGCCCCAGCCAGUGCGUCGGAGCAAGCUUAGCCCACAGCUGCGCUACUGUAACGGUGUGCUGAAAGAGCUCUUGUCCAAGAAACAUGCGGCAUACGCCUGGCCUUUCUACAAGCCUGUUGACGCCACAUCGCUCGGUCUCCACGACUACCACGACAUCAUCAAGCAGCCCAUGGACCUCAGCACCAUUAAGAGGAGGAUGGACAGCAGGGAGUACCGUGAGGCCCAGCAGUUCUCCGCUGAUGUUAGACUAAUGUUCUCCAACUGCUACAAGUACAAUCCCCCUGACCAUGACGUGGUUGCCAUGGCAAGGAAGUUACAGGAUGUCUUUGAGUUCUGCUUUGCCAAGAUGCCAGACGAGGCACCAGCACCUCCUAGCUCCUCCUCCUCCUCUUCCUCCUCCUCCUCAUCGUCAGAGAGUGAGAUCAGCAGUGAGAGCGAGGAGAGCGAGAGUAGUCCGAGCUCCGACAGCGAGGAGGAGAGGGCAAACCGCCUUGCUGAGCUGCAGGAACAGCUUAAAGCAGUGCACGAGCAGCUCACUGCCCUUUCCCAGGGUCCCAUGGUCAAACCCAAGAAGAAAAAGGAGAAGAAAGACAAGAAAAAGAAGAAAAAGCCAGAGAAAGAGAAGCACCGUAGGAUAGAGGAGGAGCCCGUGCCCAUCCGGCCGCCCAAGACGCCCAAGAUAACCAAGACUCCCAAAACAAAAAGCAGCCGGGGAGUGUCGGGGUCCACUGCACCAGGCAAGAAGGCACCAAGCAGGAAGAACAAUAAAAGCAAGUCCAAGAAGGCGAGUGUGGCGGUCAACAUGCAGCGCACCGACCCGGUCCCCCAUCUGCCUCACUACGAUUCAGAUGAGGAGGAGGAGACGGUGCCCAUGUCCUACGACGAGAAGCGUCAGCUCAGCCUGGAUAUCAACAAGCUGCCUGGCGAGAAGCUGGGCCGCGUGGUUUACAUCAUCCAGGCCCGUGAGCCCUCGCUCCGUGACACCAACCCAGAGGAGAUUGAGAUCGACUUUGAAACACUCAAACCCUCCACACUCCGUGAGCUAGAGAGAUACGUCAUGACGUGUCUGAGGAAGAAGCCUCGCAAGCCGUACGCGAGUAAAAAGGGCGGCGUCGGCAAGUCGCGUGAGGAGCUGGCUCUGGAGAAACAGCUGGAGCUCGAGAGACGGCUGAUGGAUGUCAGUGGGCAGCUCAACUCGGGCAAGAAGCCUCCCAAGGCCAAACCUGAGAAGCCAACAGUGGCGGAGCCUCACGCCCAGCCGUCACGCCUCAGCGCCAGCAGCUCCUCCUCAGACUCCUCUUCUUCUUCUUCCUCCUCCUCCUCCUCCGACACAAGCGACUCUGAUUCAGGCUGAGCGGAAGACAGAGCAAGGUGGUGGUGUGUGUGUGUGUGUUGGGGGAGGGGGGGUCCUCUGGAGGAUCGAGCUAACCAGGCCCGGUCAGAGCCAUCUCUUCCCGCUGAGCAGAGUGAACUAUAGUAGGACUACUGAUAACAGAACCACGGGGCGCACUGAACUGCCCCGCAUGGCUGCACAGAAGCCAGUCUGCCUCUGAAGUGUGUAAAGACAGAGUGGUGGGUCUUUCUCCACAUUCUCCCCAUUAAUCCAUUCUUAGCCCUGUACAGAGGAGAAGAGCAACAGAUGGAUGGAUGAUGAAGAUAGACUGGAGGCCAGGUCUUGCCCAUGUCGGACAGAGCGAGGGACGCUCCAUCUCCUGUGAAAAGAGGAGCAACCUGCGUGACGGGGGCACUUGGGUGCUAGAGCCAGAACGGGUCUUAUUCUGAAGAUGACCCCCCUUUUUACGAUGCUCCCUGUCUUGAUGCUGUAUAGAAACCAUGUACAGUCUUAUAAAUAUCUAAUUUUCUUUCAUAAAGAAGCAUUUUAAGGAGCUUAUUUAUUCCCUGGUUCAGGGGAAAGACGAACUGGCGCGGGUGGACUUGUGGUUUUAUCUUUGUUGUUAACAUUUUUUCUUUUUCGUCUUUCUAAACUAAAGUGUGUAGGGGUGGAAAACAGGUGUGUGUUUGUGUGUCGUCUUGCGCGCACACAUACACGUGUGUGUAUGUGCGUGCGUGUGUGUGUGUGUCUGAGAGGGGACACCCCCCCCCCCCCCCCGCUUGAACCACAGGCCUUGAAAAGUUCCUCAUAGUAACGGGGGUGAAAUUUGAAAACACAUUGACACAGAAGCACCUUGUUCAGUAAGUACAGAAGCAUGCUGUCCAGAGGCGCUGACAGACCUCUCACGUCGACCUGCAGACUCCUCAGUUACUGCUUUAUUUCACACCUCUGCUCUGUUCUCUGCAGAGGUUGGCCGCUGUACAGGAAUUAGACAAAGUUAAAAGGUGUCUUGUUUCCAGAACAACAUAUAUUUCUGUUUUCAUCUCGGCCAUAUUCUCUCAUUUUCUCCUCCGCCGUCUCCAUUUCUGUGUAAAUGUGUUUGCUUUUUAUCUUUGUGACCAAUUCUAAUAAAUUGUGAGGACGCGUCUCGUCAAAUAACACCUGGUUCAUUUGAUUUCUUACGUAGUCCGAUCUGUCUUGCUUUCAUUUUUGCAUUAAUCGGCAAAUUUCCGAAUGUAUUUUCAAGUCCUGAACGAGUUUUUCUCCCUGCUCUCACAUUUCGACUUCUACGUUAAACAGACGUGUAAAGUUGGGCUGCCCCUUAACACCAUUUGACCUGGUAGAGCCGGCGGCUCAUUUCCAUGUCCGGGUCCGGGUCUGGUUUUGAGAGCCGAGUUCCUUUUGUGGUGUGAUUUAACAUAGAAGUUAGACCAGGUGUGGAAGUCACCGACGGCCUCAUGGCGACCAGUCCCAGGCUGGUCUUGGUUGUGCCUGGUGAGCCUGUCUGUUGGCGGUACUGGCAGAUGGUCGACAGCCUUCUCUUAUAAUCGGGCGAUUGGGCUGAAAAGAAAUUAAAAGUGGCAAACUGAUGCAAGGACCCCCCGGCCAGCGCUGGGCGGGAAGCAGUUUCCUGCACCGGAGUCCUGAUGAUGCACUGUUUUGUCUGUAGGUCCUACUAGCGCCCCUUAGGUUUUAUUUGUCUUUCUGAAGUCGUUCAUGGUUUGAGAUUGAAUGUGUGUGUGUGUGUGUGUGAAAUAAGAUAUUUAUUUAGGAGUGGAGAUAGUUUGUUUGUUUCUCAGUAUACUGAAAGGAUUCAGAAGCCUUUACGUCGACAAGAGUCUGCAAGUCUGUCCAGACGGAAGGCGGCGCGGUGGGGGUGACAGAACUGUACAUACUUUACAGUCUUUUUACAUUUUGGAGCAUGAUCAUCAUCUCAUCUCAGUCACACUUUGACUUUUCUUUACCCAGCGGAGGUGGUUUUACUUGUCCCUCUUUCGUCCUCCCCUAGGCAGAAGUACUCCAGCUGUCUUGUAGUCUUACUUUUCUGAGGUUUGUCAGAAAUCGAAAUGCCUCUGUACUUGACUCCCAACAUUUAUCUGAACGCCUGUACAUAAAUAAACUUGAGAAAUGUUGGAUCUUUUCCCGUCAACUG
Lampris incognitus (smalleye Pacific opah) is the source of this 6529-nucleotide messenger RNA. It is a transcript of the gene brd2a, whose product is annotated as bromodomain containing 2a. The transcript is spliced from 12 exons. NCBI's taxonomy places the organism in Eukaryota, Metazoa, Chordata, Actinopteri, Lampriformes, Lampridae. The record is from RefSeq and is a predicted model, not a curated record. The coding region runs from base 1945 to 4398 and encodes 817 amino acids. Gene Ontology annotation, cellular component: nucleus; chromatin. Gene Ontology annotation, biological process: chromatin remodeling; regulation of DNA-templated transcription.